UUUGGGAGAUGACUUAUCUGACUUGCAUAUUGUUGUGAGAGUGUGAGAAGUUUUGAGGUGGAACAUCAGUAUUUGAACGCGUUUCAUGUUCUUCUUGUCCUCCAUCCAUUCUGCAGCAGAAGGAGUCCCACUCCACCUACACCUUGUUACCUGCCUCCCCACCGGCUGGUGAACUGCCUGCAUCCGAUAAGGGAUCUAGUCCACAAAAUCAAGUGUGGAAGAAAGGGGUGUGGGGACAAAACGUUGAAUUUGAGAGAGGAAGAAAGAGAAAAGAGACACCGUGGGAGGGAAAAAAGGUCAGGGACACGGGGGGGUUAUCGCACAGCCAGAAAAAAGGAGAGUGUCUACACACACGAUUUGGCAGACGAAACCAAGGAAACGAAGUGAAAUAAACCAGCAGCCCUCUCUCACCAACACAUACAUUUUCACAAGGAAUAGAUCGGAAUUUGAACGAUUUUCGACUUUCCCCAAGGACAUUUUUGGGGCUAAGGUGAACUCCACGCAGCAAAGUGAAUUUUGGACCGUGCGUAAUUUGGAGAGUUUAUUGCCACUGCGUCAGGAUGCGCGUCUGCCCGCUGCUGGUCUUCAUCUGUCUGCUGUGCGCUGGCCACGCUCAGAAGUUCUCCGCAAUCACGUUCCUGCGGGUGGAUCAGGAUAAGGAGUGCAACAUGGAAUGCAGCGGAGCUCCUCGCAAGCCCCUCUGCGCCUCGGAUGGCAGGACCUUCACAUCUCGUUGCGAGUUCAACCGAGCCAAGUGCCGCGACCCCCAGCUGGAGGUCAUCCGAGGGCCAUGCAAAGAUACAUCCAGAUGUGUAGCAGAGAAGAAAUACACAGAGCAACAAGCCAAGAGGCUCUUCCCACAGGUUUUUGUGCCUGUGUGCAACCCCGACGGCACAUACAGCGAGGUUCAGUGCCACAGUUACACUGGCUACUGCUGGUGUGUCACCCCCAACGGGCGACCCAUCAGCGGCUCCGCGGUGGCCAAUAAAAAACCACGAUGUCAAGGAUCAAAACAAGAAAGAGCGACCACAAGAGAGCCCAGCAAAGAAGAUGAAGCUGGCCUUGUGGUGGAUUCACAGACUGCUACGGAUGACGAUGUCACCCCUUCCCGGUACCCCAGUCUGUGGACGGAGCAGGUUCGCAGCCGGCAGAACAAUAGAACCAGAGCACCAUCCUCGUCAUGUGACCAGGAGCGGCACUCUGCCCUGGACGAGGCGAGGCAGCACAAGAACGAUGCCGUUUUCGUACCGGACUGUGCCCAGGGAGGACUCUACAAGCCAGUGCAAUGUCACCCCUCCACCGGCUACUGCUGGUGUGUGCUAGUGGACACUGGAAGACCAAUACCAGCGACUUCAACCAGGUAUGAACAACCAAAAUGUGAUGGCAACGCCAGGGCCCAUCCAACUAAACCAAAAGACCAUUAUAGAAGCAGAUAUCUCCAAGGCUGCGAUGGAGCAAAGAAAACAGAGUUCCUGACAAGUGUUCUUGACGCGCUGUCAACAGACAUGGUGCAUGCUGUCACAGAUCCAGCAUCCGCCGGAAGGAUGGCCGAGCCCGACCCCAGUCAUACCCUGGAGGAACGGGUCGUGCACUGGUAUUUCAGUCAGCUGGACAAAAACGGCAGCGGGGACAUAGGAAAGAAGGAAAUCAAGCCUUUCAAACGCUUCCUGCGCAAAAAGUCCAAGCCAAAGAAGUGCGUUAAGAAGUUUGUGGAGUACUGCGAUAUCAGCAACGACAAGGCGCUGUCUCUGCAAGAGCUGAUGGGCUGCCUCGGGGUGACCAAGGAGGAGGCAGCUAGACCAGGUGAUGGUGUACCUUCCAGUAAACUACAUCCCCCGAAGAAGCAAGGCUAAACCCAGCAACGGAGAUUUCCCCUCUCGCACAGAGAAACUGCCCUCACCAAUCGGCAAUCAUGGAAACCAUAGUAUUUGCACUUUGUACUUUAAAAAAAAAAAGAUGUAAAUUCACUUUGUAGAAAUAAGGUAUUUAAACAGACUGCUGAAUCUGUGAAUGAUGUAGUUAGCUUUCUUUGUCCUGACAAGCAAAAAAAAAAAAAGAAUAACACAUACAAUGUAUGUGUCCUUUGUGUUUCUAAAAAGUGUACUUUUCCAAGUUGUACAAGUAUUCAUGUUUGAUGCUACAUUCUGUCCCCUUUGCCCCAGUUUAGUUUUCUCCCCUUGUUGAUGAUAUUAAGGCAGUUAUAUGUAUAGUUUGCUGCACAGGUACAAUAACUUAGACUACACCAUCCGCUUCGUACUGACCUAUUGCAUCCUUUUAUGUGCUUUGUAAAGCAGUUUGCAAGAAUGUAAACAACCAACAAUACGUCAUAAAAAUGGCCUGUGUUCACAUACAGUAUACUCGUCUUUAUUAGAAAUAAAGAACUCUUUUCUACAUGUUGUUCUGUUGCCUAAUGUGUCAAAGAAGGAAGGGUGGGUCGGCAAAUUCAGUUUUUUAUCUCUUAUUAGUAUUUUAUAAUUUAACUUGUUAUAUAAAUCUUGUAAUGUCUUUGUCAUUUGUAUUUUCUUGCUGUUCUUUCAAUAAAACAACUUGUUGACG
Molecule: messenger RNA, 2556 nt
Organism: Menidia menidia (Atlantic silverside)
Lineage: Eukaryota; Metazoa; Chordata; Actinopteri; Atheriniformes; Atherinopsidae
Source: the annotation of a GenBank genome assembly